UAUAUAAAGCAGCCGAGGGCUCUUAUGUCACCGCGCUAAUUAAAUUCCGUCGGGCCGCUUCUCUCGCGCGCGCUCUCUGCGGCUGCCUUUGGGAGCCCCUCACCCACCUCCGGGAGGCACAGAGGCGACGCGCGAGCCCACGAUGAUGGACCUUUUCGAAUCCGGCUCCUACUUCUUCUACCUGGACGGCGAGAAUGGAGCCCUGCAGACGCUGGACAUGGCCGAGGGAUCGCCGCUCUACCCGGGCAGCGACAGCACGCUGUCGCCCUCUUCGUGCCAGGACCAACUAGCCCCGGAGCCCGGCGGCGGCGGCGGCGGCGGCGAUAGCAGCGGCGAGGAGCAGCACGUGCUAGCGCCGCCGGGCCUCCAGCCGCUACACUGCCCAGGCCAGUGCCUCAUAUGGGCCUGCAAGACGUGCAAGAAGAAAGCGGCGCCCACUGACCGGCGCAAGGCGGCCACGCUGCGCGAGAGGAGGCGCCUCAAGAAGAUCAACGAGGCCUUCGAGGCCCUCAAGAGGCGGACCGUGGCCAACCCCAACCAGAGGCUGCCCAAGGUGGAGAUCCUGCGCAGCGCCAUCAGCUACAUCGAGAGGCUUCAGGAGCUGCUCCAGCGCCUCGACCAGCAGGACAAAGGCCAGGAGCUGCUCCUGCCCACUGGCAGUGGAAGCGCCGAGGGCAGCAGCGCUUUCAGCUUCAGCAGCCCCAAGCGCGGAAACAUGGCCACCCCCGACUACUUGAGCACCUGCAGCGCCGCCUGGCCGAGCGGCUCUGAGCAUUCCCGGACGCUGCCGAUCAGCGCCAAGGAAGGCGGGACUCCCGCGGAUUCUUCAGCCUCAAGCAGCCUGCGCUGCCUCUCCUCUAUCGUGAACAGUAUCUCUUCCGAAGAUCGCAAAGUACCCAACGGGGAAGAUGUGGUGGAAAAGUAGUGAUCCCGUAGUAUUUUGGGAAUCAGGCAGUGCAAGGAACUGCUUGAUUGGAACGAAUUCUCGAAUUAAUUUAAUCUCGAAAUUCUAGAGGGGAUGAGGAGGGCAGGGCAGCUGAAUAAAUAAAGGUGCAGCUUCUUCAGAGGAAGUCUUACCCAUCCGAUAAAGGGUACAGUCCCUCUUUUAUUCUCUCCUCUCUGAUUUCAAUUCUAUUUUUUAUUUAUCUCCUACUCUUUUUAUAAUUAAUAUAUUAUUUUGUGUUUGGAGAACAUCUUCAAUGAAAUGCUCAUUCCUAUUUGAAGGAAGCUUAUGAUUCUGAGAUCUUGGUUUGUGUGGAUGUG
Messenger RNA from Candoia aspera, 1263 nucleotides. RefSeq names its product myogenic factor 6 (gene MYF6). The transcript is spliced from 3 exons. Lineage: Eukaryota; Metazoa; Chordata; Lepidosauria; Squamata; Candoiidae. Gene Ontology annotation, biological process: skeletal muscle cell differentiation; positive regulation of skeletal muscle fiber development; regulation of transcription by RNA polymerase II. Bases 143 to 925 code for a protein of 260 amino acids. The record is from RefSeq and is a predicted model, not a curated record. Gene Ontology annotation, molecular function: RNA polymerase II cis-regulatory region sequence-specific DNA binding; DNA-binding transcription factor activity, RNA polymerase II-specific; protein dimerization activity.